Messenger RNA from Musa acuminata subsp. malaccensis (wild Malaysian banana), 1687 nucleotides. Its product is annotated as tubulin beta-1 chain. Gene Ontology annotation, biological process: mitotic cell cycle; microtubule cytoskeleton organization. Gene Ontology annotation, cellular component: cytoplasm; microtubule. The record is from RefSeq and is a predicted model, not a curated record. NCBI's taxonomy places the organism in Eukaryota, Viridiplantae, Streptophyta, Magnoliopsida, Zingiberales, Musaceae. Gene Ontology annotation, molecular function: structural constituent of cytoskeleton; GTP binding; GTPase activity.
AAUAUAAAGCCUCCACCGCACAAGUCCGGCUCCCCUCGCUUCGAGACCUCCGUCUCACUUCGGUCACUCUGGGAAGCUACCCCGAUUUCACUGUUCCCGCCGGUCAAAAUGAGAGAAAUCCUACAUGUCCAGGGUGGUCAGUGCGGUAACCAGAUAGGAGCCAAGUUCUGGGAAGUGGUCUGCGAUGAGCAUGGAAUUGAUGCCACAGGUCGGUACAUUGGGAAGUCAGAUCUCCAAUUGGAGCGGGUCAAUGUGUACUACAACGAGGCUUCUUGUGGGAGGUUCGUUCCCAGGGCGGUGCUUAUGGAUCUGGAGCCCGGCACCAUGGAUAGCGUCCGAACUGGGCCAUAUGGUCAGAUCUUCCGACCAGAUAACUUUGUCUUUGGACAAUCAGGUGCUGGAAAUAAUUGGGCUAAGGGUCACUACACUGAGGGGGCUGAGCUCAUUGACUCGGUUCUUGAUGUUGUGAGGAAGGAGGCCGAGAACUGUGACUGCCUUCAGGGCUUUCAAGUAUGCCACUCUCUUGGUGGAGGAACUGGUUCCGGAAUGGGAACACUUUUGAUAUCAAAGAUCAGGGAGGAGUACCCAGAUCGGAUGAUGCUCACAUUCUCUGUUUUUCCUUCCCCCAAAGUUUCUGACACAGUUGUUGAACCCUACAACGCAACCCUUUCUGUCCACCAGUUAGUUGAGAAUGCAGAUGAAUGCAUGGUGCUGGACAAUGAGGCCCUUUAUGAUAUCUGCUUCCGCACUCUUAAGCUAACCACUCCGAGCUUUGGAGACUUGAACCAUUUGAUAUCUGUGACCAUGAGUGGGGUCACAUGCUGCCUUCGUUUCCCUGGACAAUUGAAUUCAGACCUCCGAAAAUUGGCUGUAAAUUUGAUACCCUUCCCUCGCCUCCACUUCUUUAUGGUCGGUUUUGCACCCUUGACUUCACGUGGAUCACAGCAGUACUGUGCCUUGACUGUCCCUGAGCUGACCCAGCAGAUGUGGGAUGCUAAGAACAUGAUGUGUGCUGCUGAUCCUCGCCAUGGUCGUUAUCUCACUGCAUCUGCUAUGUUCAGAGGCAAGAUGAGCACUAAAGAAGUUGAUGAGCAGAUGAUUAUUGUCCAGAACAAGAACUCGUCUUACUUUGUCGAAUGGAUCCCCAAUAAUGUGAAGUCUAGUGUUUGUGACAUACCACCUAGGGGCCUCUCCAUGGCAUCCACCUUCAUCGGCAAUUCGACCUCGAUCCAAGAGAUGUUCAGGAGGGUGAGCGAGCAAUUUACUGCAAUGUUUAGGAGGAAGGCUUUCUUGCAUUGGUACACUGGUGAGGGUAUGGAUGAGAUGGAAUUCACUGAAGCAGAGAGCAACAUGAAUGAUCUCGUCUCAGAGUACCAGCAGUAUCAAGAUGCCACUGCUGAUGAGGAGGAUGAUUAUGAGGGCGAUGAAGAGGAGGUCCUCCAGGACGUGUGAGUAUAUGAAGGAAGAUAAUAUGUGGGUUUUUUUUGUUUGUUUUAUGACAGCAAUGUUCUGUGUGUGUUAUUCCCUCGCCUGUAUGCAUUUCUCUUGUACUUUGGUCCGUAGUAGCCAAUAUAUCUGAAGCUGUUGCUAUGAUGACAUUGCUUUAUAUUCUUAUGCAUGUUAGGAUAUCAGAUGAAUAUUUUCCCAGAUAUUCAAGUUAUGUAGCAAGUUUGGUUCGGAUGUUGGA